UUGGCUUUGGGCAGAUGUUUGCCAGGUUCAAUUAUCCAUUUUGAGAGGAUUGCUGGGGCUGACGUUUCCAUGCCUACUCCAGCCAACCUCGAGAGAUCGAUCAUCCGUUCCUCAGGUUGUCAGAAAGCAGGCUAGUUUUACUUCUUCUUCAUUGCACUCGUGUUUUACUGCAGGCAACAAAAUUUUUUGUUGUUGGCCUUAGUUUUCUCGGCGCAUUCAUUCAUUGUAUGCAAAGACUUUAAGUUUUCUAUGGACAAAAGUUCUUGUUUAAAUCUAGACAUUUAGUCUACUCUCACUUAGCUUUGCAAAGGUUAGCUAAUUUUCUGAAGCAAAAGAUGUACUGCAAGUGGCGCCAGCAGAGGACUGUCGUCCCCUCCGGAGAUACACAGGGAGGGUAUGGCCCGGGUAGCCAACUUCUUAAGCGAAGAACUGGCUCGGACUGCCACCGAGACAGGGAGCCAGGAGCUGGCCCGCAUUGGCCACCGGGUGGGCCAACGGCCGCCCCAAGCUGUCGGCCAAACGGAGAGCCAGGGGCUGGCCCCCAUUGUCAUCAUGUUGAGCCAAGAGCUGGCUCGGACUGCUAUCUGGACGGAGAAUCAGCAGCUGUCUCAGCUUGCCACCAUGUUCAGCGAGGGGCUGGUCCGCGUUGCUCACCGAGUGAGCCACCAGACAGAGACUGCCACCCAGACAGCCCAUAUUGCCACUCCAUUGGGGCAGGAGCUGACCGGGAUUGGCCAACGGAGCCAGCAGCCACCCCAGACGACCGCCCUGGACAGCGACAGCAUUGUUACCUCCUUUGAGUCGGCGAAGGCCAGGCCUUCCGAUGCUGGAUCGGAGGAGCCAUAGCAUCAUACUGCGAGGGAGCUCCAGCGGAUCUAUGGGAAAGAUGAAGUUAAAAUGCCGUUUUCGUUAUGAUAUUGCUUGCUGUAGGAUCAAUCCGUGACACCGUAUAUUAGCAUUAUGGCUUUACUUUUGGUUGGGGUAUUUUAACUUGGUUUGAGCAAACAGAUGCUUAUGGACGGAUAAAUCGUAGCCUACUGUAUAUUUUCCGGAAAGUUUGAUAGGUCGGGCUAAGAAUGAAUGCUAUCGAAUAGAAUUUGUGAGGC
This is a messenger RNA of Punica granatum (pomegranate), 1106 nucleotides long. The record is from RefSeq and is a predicted model, not a curated record. Lineage: Eukaryota; Viridiplantae; Streptophyta; Magnoliopsida; Myrtales; Lythraceae.